ACAAUCAAUUGAUCUGAAAGACUUAAUUUGAUACGGAGCUUAAUUGUCUCUGUAGAUUCUUAUAUCUGGUGUUAGGUAUUUUGAUAUUUCAGAGCACAAUGUCACAUACACAGUCGCAACGGUACCUCAGUACGAGGGGCGCAUCAUAUGGCCUUUCAUUCGAAGAAGUAGUCUUGAAAGGUCUCGCUUCUGACGGCGGUCUUUUCAUCCCCGAACAAAUCCCCUCACUUCCUGCUGGAUGGGAAACAGAAUGGCGCGAUCUAAGCUUCGAGGAACUCGCCUUCCGAAUCUUCUCACUUUACAUUUCCACCAGCGAAAUCCCCUCGGACGACUUGAACGAUAUCAUACGUCGCUCAUAUUCCACAUUCCGACAUAAACAGCGUACCCCGCUGGUCGAGCUCAACAAGGACAAGAAACUCUACCUCCUCGAACUUUUCCACGGCCCGACAUUCGCAUUCAAGGACGUCGCUUUACAAUUUCUGGGAAAUAUGUUUGAAUACUUCCUUAUACGGAAAAAUAAGGGUAAGGAAGGAAAAGACCGCCAUCAUCUUACCGUUAUUGGUGCAACAAGUGGCGAUACUGGUUCUGCGGCUAUCUAUGGAUUGCGGGGAAAGAAGGAUGUCUCUGUCUUCAUCUUGUUCCCGAAGGGAAAGGUAUCUCCUAUUCAGCAAGCUCAGAUGACUACCGUCUUGGACGCGAACGUGCACAACUUGGUGGUGGAGGGAACGUUUGACGAUUGUCAGGAUAUGCUUAAAUCGCUGUUUGCUGAUCCCGAUCUCAACUCGACACAUAAUGUUGCCGCGGUCAACUCGAUCAAUUGGUGCCGUAUAUUGGCACAGAUCUCAUACUAUUUCUAUUCGUAUUUCCAGUUGACAAAACAAGUUGGUUCGGAACCAGUUCGUUUCGUUGUUCCAUCUGGUAACUUUGGUGACAUUCUUGCGGGAUGGUUCGCGAAGCGAAUGGGUCUUCCGGCUGAGAAACUUGUCAUAGCCACGAACGAGAAUGAUAUUCUUGACCGUUUCUUCAAGAGCGCUGGCCAUUAUACUAAGAAGCCUAUCCGGGGUAAGGCCGCCGAGGGUGGCCUGCCACAAGACGGCGUAAAAGCACAUGAGGAAGGUGUCAAGGAGACAUUCAGCCCAGCAAUGGACAUCCUCGUCAGCAGCAACUUCGAGCGACUGUUAUGGUUCUUGACCUUCGACUCUGAAUCAGGCUCAAUUGACGAGCGACGCCAAAACGCCAGCAAGCAGAUCAGCGCUUGGUUGAGUGAGCUGAAAUCCAAGGGUGGAUUCAGCGUCACGGAAGCCGUUCUCGAAGGCGCCAAGAAGGAAUUCGAGAGCGAGCGUGUCAGUGAUGAAGAAACCCUCGAAAUCAUUCGCAAAAUAUAUACUUCUUCUUUCCCGGCAAAUCUUGGUCCUGGAAGUGCACACAGCUCCAAGACCGGCGGCUACAUCCUUGAUCCGCACUCUGCAGUCGGUGUCGGUGCUGCCCUACGAUCCAUCGAGCGCAGUCCCGGUGCGUACCACAUUUCAUUGUCAACUGCUCACCCGGCCAAAUUCGGCAAUGCAGUUGAUUUGGCUCUUCGCGGCCAAGAAGGCUACGACUUUAGUGAGGUAUUACCGCAGGAAUUUGUUGGUCUAGAGCAAAAGGAGAGCCGAGAGACGCCUGUUGCUGCUAGAUUGGGAUGGCAAGGUGUGCGAGAGAUUGUCAAGGCUGAAAUCGAGCAAGAGCUUCAGGGCCUUCGAUGAUUGAGUUUCCCAAUCAAGGGUGUUUUGGGAUAAAAGUUGUUCAUGCUUUAUGUGAUGAGAAGAAAUCUUCGUCCGUAAUUAUUACCGUCUAUUUUAGAAGAAGUGGUUUGAUAAUUAAGUUAGAAAAGGAGUUUUACGUAAGCACAUAAUUACAAAUCGAUCUCACAUGCUCAGCUUUG
Talaromyces stipitatus ATCC 10500 is the source of this 1924-nucleotide messenger RNA. RefSeq names its product threonine synthase Thr4, putative. The coding region runs from base 99 to 1745 and encodes 548 amino acids. Gene Ontology annotation, molecular function: threonine synthase activity; pyridoxal phosphate binding. The transcript has 2 exons. Gene Ontology annotation, biological process: L-threonine biosynthetic process. The record is from RefSeq and is a predicted model, not a curated record. Lineage: Eukaryota; Fungi; Ascomycota; Eurotiomycetes; Eurotiales; Trichocomaceae.